UUGUACUAGCCUACAGAUGCCUUGAUCAGACUGCACCCAGCUACCUCCAGACCCUCAUCUCUCCCUACACCCCCACUCGACCUCUCCGCUCCGCCUGCACUAGAAGACUGGCUCUACCUCCGCUACGCUCCCCUGCCUCCCGAGCCCGCUCCUUCUCCACCCUUGCUCCGCAGUGGUGGAACGACCUUCCUACAGAUGUCAGGACUGCCCAGUCCCUGACCACAUUCCGGCGCCUCCUUAAGACUCACCUCUUCAAACAGCACCUGUAGAACUCCUCUGUUGUAUCCUGGGACACUAUCACCCUUCAUUUAAAUAUGCUUUAUUUUGCUCUUAUCUGCCCCCUAUUUUACUGCAUUUAAUCCUGUACCUCAGAAUAUUGUAAUCUCCCAAGUGUUUAAUCUGUAGUAUUUUGUACUUAAUCAUAUCCUGAUGUAACUAUCACUACUUAAUCAUAUCCUGAUGUAACUUUCACUAUUAUCUGCUGUAUUAUUGAAUUGUGGUUUGUCACACUUGAGAAUUAUUGUAUUUCUUGUUCUUAUUGUAUGACUUAUAUUGUAACACUUGAAUGUAUUUGUAUUUGCUUGCGAUUGUAAGUCGCCCUGGAUAAGGGCGUCUGCUAAGAAAUAAAUAAUAAUAAUAAUAAUAAUAAAGACCUUUCUAUAAAGAUUACUUUUAGAUGGUACUUCAGAUGGUCGAAAUGAGCAGAUCUUACUAUAAUUUAAAUCGAUAAAAAUUUGUAGAGUUAUCAUGAAUGUGUAUGUCUGGCUUUAAUCUAGGUAUCAGUGUGCGGGUGCCCUGUGCUGCCCAGUCGUGUAAAUGCAAAGCCUUUGCCUUCAUCCCUUCUCGACCAGAGGAAGCUGGUGAAUUCUGGUUAAAGAAAAGACCAGGCUUCGACCCAGCUGCUUGGAGAGCAAUGUGCAGAUGUAAACAUUCUCAUGAGGAACACGACCCAACAAAUAGCCAUGCUUGCAAGAAAAAAGGUUGUCGAUGUCAACUUUUCGAAUCCAGCUUUGUCUGUGCCUCUUGCGACAGGCAUUGGGAACAACAUGAAACAUUUUUUGAUACAGAGGACUCGAGAAAGAAAUCUGGCCUUCCGUAUGGGGAGGCAUACUUGCCCUUUGCUGAGAUGCCAAACCUGCGAAAUGCUGUCUUGACUGGCAGGGAGGGAGACGAUUCUGCUUUCAAAUCAAUUACAAAAGUCUUGCCAUCUUCAGUGAACCAGACUUCACAAUGAACAUAAUUGAGAUCUUUUAUUUAACAUCAUGUAAUCAAAGAAACUACAAAAUUAUAUUGCAAAAGUCUACUGGAAGCCAUAAUAGUAGUAUAGUAUUUCAUGUUAGAUUUCAACAUGUCACAAUUUAAAAAUUUUGCCCUGUUUUUCGUUAAGUAUAUGGAAAACUACAAAGUGGUAUGUCAAGGCCGUAGCCAGAUAUGAGGCACUUGAGGCACGGCCCUCAGUUAAAAUCAUACCAAUCGUUAUUUAUUCAGGCUCUCUUACAUGUUGCUUUGACGCAAAAUAAAAUACAUUCCAUCCCUCGUUGUGUGCAUGCGUUAAUUCCCAAGUCCCGCUGAUAUCUACAGCCUCUGUGCUCUUCAAAAUCUUUUACUGUCAUUGCAGACUACAGCGACACCGCUCAGUUCACACCACCAUAGCAGUUAAACGUGUUGGAGAAGGUUUCAAAACAACCAAGGUUUAUUAGCGACUUUCAAGGUGAGGCAAAGUAAUAAUGUUGAUUAGUAAUACCUACAUAUCAGCCUAAUAAUAAGGAAUAAUAAUAAAUCCCCCUGGUAGUCCGCUGUUUAGCAAACCCAUUUUAUUAAUAUUCAAAUUCUAAACUGCUAGUAGAAGCAGCUUGUAAACUGCAGUUUAGCGGACCCAGCUUAUGCAAAUUGUAACAAUUCUAACAAUAGUUUAAUGCAGUCGUUCCCAACCCUGAUCCUGGGGACCCCCUGUGUCUGCUGGUUUUCAUCCAAGCUCUCAAUUACUUAACUAGACCGUUAAUUGGACUGAUAAUUUGCUCAAUUAGACUUUUUAAAAUUGUUUUCAGUUUUCAACUCCCCAGUAAUGUUGUUGAAGCUGACACCCUAGGAUCCUUCAAGAUGCUGCUUGAUGAAAUUCUGGGAUCAGUAAGCUACUAACAAUCAAACGAGCAAGAUGGGCUGAAUGGCCUGCUCUCGUUUGUAAACUUUCUUAUGUUCUUAACUGUUUAAGAGCUGACAGCAAUUAAAAAGGUGUAAUUAAGCAAAUGAUCAGUUAAAUGAAGGGUCUAGUUAAGUAAUUAAGAGCUCAGUUGGAAUGAAAACCGGCAGACACAGGGGGUCCCCCGGACCAGGGUUGGGAACCACUGGUUUAGAGGACCCAGGUUGUGAAUAUUAUGACAUCGUUUUAGGUAGGGGUUUGGGGGCCUGUCCUCGACAGACACAGAAACUUGUUAUGCGUGUAAUUCAAUAUAUUAACGUAACAUUAUUCAGCAGGUUUCAUUCGACAUUAUGAAGAUAAAUUUGUUCUUUAUAUAGGGUGAUGCAAAACAUUUGGCCAUAGCUGUAUAUUUAAAUACUAAAAUGACUACCUGGUACAGUACUGUAUCUCCCCUUGUUUCAACCAAAUAAAAUAGAUGACAUCUCCAAUCGAAAACACAGUACAUAAAACCACAAAGGUUUCAAGUGUAAAAGCAAAGCCCUAAAACCAAUUGAAGUCUGAGUACAUGUCCACCUUGUCCUUAAAAUUAAACAAUUUAAAUUGUUUAAUUUUGAAGACCAGCAGAGGGAGUGUGUGAACAAGUAAACAUCUUUCAGUACAAGAUCAAGAAUAAUACCCUAACAUGGCCAUUGUUAGGUGCCGUCAACUUGCUUACAUUGAUAAAAUUAACAGCAAUCCUUAAUGGCUUAAAAAAAUAUAUAUAUAUACUGUACAUAUUUAUACCUGUUACUUUUUUGAGUAUGUAGUAAAGUUAAAUAUAGCACAGUUUCCUGUGUAGCAAAACAUAAUAAUAAUAAAAACAUCAUACCGUACCCUGUUAUGUUCAUUGGAUUAGGGAUAUUAUGCCUUCCCUUAAAUUAGAACAAAUACAUUUCACACUAGAGGAAAGCAUGGGAAAUGUUAUGAUGUAUGACAACCCUUUCUUUCCCAUGUUGACAAACUCAGACUCUUCUAUAAUUUUCCUUUGAAGAAACCAAGCAUCUUACUCCCCCCUCUCUUUCUCUCUCUCUCUCUCUCUCUCUCUUUCUCUCUCUCUCUCUCUCUCUCUAUCUCUCCCCUCUCUUCUAUUAUAAUUAUUACUGUAACAAUUAUUUGUAUUUAUUCUUGUUAAAAACUGUAAAAACCAAUAAACAAAGUAAAAAAAAAACAU
Acipenser ruthenus (sterlet) is the source of this 3350-nucleotide messenger RNA. RefSeq names its product protein FAM221B-like. NCBI's taxonomy places the organism in Eukaryota, Metazoa, Chordata, Actinopteri, Acipenseriformes, Acipenseridae. The record is from RefSeq and is a predicted model, not a curated record. The coding region runs from base 752 to 1234 and encodes 160 amino acids. The transcript has 3 exons.